AUGGACAUCCCCAUCAGCAGCAGAGACUUCCGCUGCCUACAGCUGGCCUGGGUGGCCCUCAGCCUGGUGGCCGGCAGCAUCAUCAUCGGUGUGUCCGUGUCCAAAGCUGCAGCUGCCGUGGGUGGCAUCUUCAUUGGCGCCGCUGGUCUGGGGAGCCUGAGAAUCCACCCCCACCCAGGGCCAGACCAUGGGGAGGGAAGAUCCAGUGCCAACGGCAAUAAAGAGGGAGCCCGCAGCAGCCUGUCCACGGUGAGCAGAACACUGGAGAAGCUGAAGCCAGGGGCCCGGGGGGCUGGGGAGGGCUGA
Odobenus rosmarus divergens (Pacific walrus) is the source of this 306-nucleotide messenger RNA. It is a transcript of the gene KNCN, whose product is annotated as kinocilin. The coding region runs from base 1 to 306 and encodes 101 amino acids. The record is from RefSeq and is a predicted model, not a curated record. Gene Ontology annotation, cellular component: ciliary basal body; kinocilium; apical plasma membrane. The transcript has 3 exons. Lineage: Eukaryota; Metazoa; Chordata; Mammalia; Carnivora; Odobenidae.